AGAGAGGGGGGCGCAGUGCGCAGGCGCGGCGCACAAUGGCGGAGCUGGGCAAGAAGUACUGCGUCUACUGCCUGGCCGACGUGACGAGCCUGCGGCUCCGCUGCACCGAGUGCCAGGACAUUGAGCUGUGCCCCGAGUGCUUCUCGGCCGGCGCCGAGAUCGGCAGCCACCGUCGCUGGCACGGCUACCAGCUGGUGGACGGAGGCAGGUUGACGGUGUGGGGGCCCGAGGCGGAGGGCGGCUGGACGAGCCGGGAGGAGGAGCUGCUGCUCGACGCCAUCGAACAGUACGGCUUCGGCAACUGGGAGGACGUGGCGCGCCUGGCGGGGGCGCGCGCGCCGCCGGAAGUGAUGGAACAUUACGUCAGCGCGUACGUGCACGGCAACCUGGGGCGCGCCUGCAUCCCCGACGUCAUCCCCAACCGCGUCACCGACCACACCUGCCCGGGCGGGGCGGGCGCGCCGCUGUCGCCCAGCCUCACCACGCCGCUGCCGCCGCUCGACAUCACCGAGGCGGAGCAGCAGCAGCUGGGCUACAUGCCGCUGCGCGACGACUACGAGGUGGAGUACCUGCAGGAGGCCGAGGCGCUCAUCAGCGGCCUGGCGCUCAACUACGACGACGAGGAGGUGGACAUCGAGCUGAAGCGCGCGCACGUCGACAUGUACGUGCGGCGGCUGCGCGAGCGGCAGCGGCGCAAGGACGUGGCGCGCGACCACGGGCUGGUGCCCGCCUUCCUGGGGCGCGAGCGGCGGGAGCAGCGGGAGCGAGCGCCGCCACUCGGCGGCGGCGGCAGCGGCCAGGGAGAGGGAGUCGGCGGCGGCGGAGCAGUGGCAGCGGCGGCGGUAGCGGCCCGUGAUCGAGGGGGGGAGUCGUCGUCGUGCCGGGAGGAGCGUGAGCUGCGCGCGCGGCUGAGGCCCGCCUGCCAGCUGCUGACGGCGCGCGAGUUCGACGACUGCUUCGAGAACCUGCGGCGGGAGCGCACGCUGCGGGCCAAGGUGCGCGAGCUGCAGCGGCACCGGCGCAACGGCAUCGCCAGCAGCGAGGAGUCGGCAGAGUACGAGGCGGCUCGACACAAGCGGGAGCGCCGCAAGGAGCUGCGGGCCAGCGGUGCUGGCAUCACCGCCGCCAUCACCACCGUCGUCGCCGCCGCCACCACCACCACCACCGGCGGCGGCGGCGGGGGGGCGACAACCAACACGGCCGCCACAACCGCAGCCAAGCGGCCCAAGGACGAGUCGGCGGCUUCAGCUGCGGCCGCCGCCGCCGCCGACUUCAACAACGCCAUGGAGAACCUCUCCGGCUUCGACCUGCUCUCCGAGCGGGAAAAAGUCCUGUGCGGCUCGCUGAACCUGAGCCCCGGGCGCUACCUCACCGUCAAGACCAUCAUCAUCAAGGACUACCUGCAGAAGAGGCAGGGCAUCCCGUCCAAGAGCCGCCUGCCCGGCUACUUGGACAAGGUGCUGAAGAAGAGGAUAUUGAGCUUCCUAACUGAGAGCGGCUGGAUCGCCCGGGACACUUCUUGAUGCCUUCCCCUGAAGCGUGGGGUGCAAAGAUAAUACCCGUCUGCAAAUGUUUCUUCUGAAAGGUGCAAAUGCUGUCAAUCAGUCGUCCCCACUCCCGGAGAGACAGCACCAGGUUUCCAUGCAAGUGGAAUUGACCGCACUGAUUUUUUUUAAUGUCAUCUCACCUGGGGAUAUUAUUGCAUAAACCCUAUUUUCUCACAAUUCAUCCUUUAAACAAUAACAGACAACUAUGGUCAUGAAAGCUCUUGGCCUGACUGAAGGGUGGUGAUGACAGACUGUUGACUUCAAAAUCUGAGCCUCAAAUUGUUCAGCCACUAAACUGAGGAAUUAAAAAUGGUGUUAUUUUAAAUGGCUUAAUUUUCUAUUUAUUAAUAGGCCGCAGCAGGAACUUAAUGAUCUCCAGCCAGAUUAGUCGGUUCCAUUUGUAGCUCUACAAAAUUAUUUUGCUUAAAGACAUGGGAUUAUACGGGGUUCAGGAUUAUGAUGUAUUAUUACUGGACAUGGAUAUGUAGAGGAACUUUUGAUCAACACACUUUCAGAUAGGUGUUUGUGUAACACCCAGAGGGUGAGAGUUGCCCAAUAUACAGGUUAGCAGAAGAUACAGCUAACUUGUAAAGUGUAGGCAAGCUACUGCAUGUUGGGAAUUUGUGCAAGCUUUAUGCAAGCUCGACACUCGAGCUCUGAAGGCUUGACAUAAAACUUGGCUCCCAUCAGAGAUUUAGUGCUGUGUAGUUCACAUCAGCAACUCAGUUGCUAGCUUUUUACCUGGAAAAUGUGCAUUUUAAAUGCAUUGUUGACUUUUACUGAUUCAGUGGAGAUCUUAGAAAUGUGAGUGACAUUGAAGACGAUUCAAAUUGAGCUGUGAUAUAUUGAAUUGAUGGAGAUUUUGAUUGGGCUGGCCAAUUCAUCCACUUAGCUCAUCAGCCACAAAAUUCCCUUCAAUAACUUAAUAUUUCAAGUAAAUGAUCUUUCAUUAUAGCAGAUGAAAGAUUGGUGACUUGAAAAGUGAACGGUAUCUCUUUUAAAAAAAAAAAAGAAAAAAGGUUCACUCUUUAAUGGGACUUUAUAUUUUAGUACAAACAUGUUACAUCCUAUUCUGAGCCCAUUUUCAACAUUGAGUAUUUUGGCACUGACUUUUCUUCUACAUUGAUGUACAUUAACUGUUUGCCAUCACAAGAUCUGUUUCUUCCCUCUUUCAUUAAAUGCCAUUUGAGUUACCUGUUCCCAAUUUUAAACCCUCUUGUCGAGUCUCAAGAAGGGUCUUGACCCAAAACAUCACCCAUUCAUUCUCUCCAGACAUGCUGCCUGUUCCGCUGAGUUACUCCAGCAUUUGGAGUUACUCCAGCAUCCUUGUCGGACUGACUGAAAUCAAGGGCCUGCCCUUAUUGGAAAAUUCAACAUUGUAACAAAUCAUAGUUAUAAUAUCCAUAUCCUGAUUUAAAACGUUAAUGAGAAUGAAAAUGAUAAUGUAACUUUUAAGAAAAAUGCAACGUUUGUUGCUUAAAAAAACCUCAGGGCUGACUAAAAUUAUCCUUGGACCAUGAAACUCUGCAUGAAAUUAAAUGCCCAAUUAGAGUAUGUAAGGUAUGUUUGUAAGUAAAUUAUGUGAAAAAGCACAACAUUUGUGAACGUCAUUUGGUGAGAACAGGUGUUUUUAUACAGAUAACUUGUGCCAUAUUCUGAAGAUUACACAAUUCAGACUGAGAUUACAAGUACUAAGUACAAAAACAAAGUAUGUAAAUAAUACAAUUAAUACAAAACACAUAUUUUUAGAGGAAGUACCAAAAGUUGCAAAUAGUUAUACCGCAACCCAUGAACUUGUUUUAGAGUUUCUGGUACCAUUCAGGUCACUCUCCAUUUAAACAAAUAUUACUCAUGUGGCACUGAACAGCUGUAACUGGAAUCUGAAUAGAUGUAUAAGUGAUGUACUGCCUGGUCCAGUGGUGCAUUAUUUUCAAAACGUGUGAAAGGGGAAUUAAUUGUCUGCAGCUUUUAACAAGAAAGAGCUACACCAUUGGCACUCCAGACUUUUUACAACACAAAUCUGAAUUGUGUUCUUUAUGCUUCUGUGUAAACUUAAAA
This is a messenger RNA of Amblyraja radiata (thorny skate), 3605 nucleotides long. It is a transcript of the gene tada2b, whose product is annotated as transcriptional adaptor 2B. Gene Ontology annotation, cellular component: SAGA-type complex; nucleus. Gene Ontology annotation, molecular function: transcription coactivator activity; zinc ion binding; chromatin binding. The record is from RefSeq and is a predicted model, not a curated record. NCBI's taxonomy places the organism in Eukaryota, Metazoa, Chordata, Chondrichthyes, Rajiformes, Rajidae. Gene Ontology annotation, biological process: regulation of transcription by RNA polymerase II; chromatin remodeling.